Molecule: messenger RNA, 4323 nt
Organism: Poecilia reticulata (guppy)
Lineage: Eukaryota; Metazoa; Chordata; Actinopteri; Cyprinodontiformes; Poeciliidae
Source: RefSeq, a predicted model, not a curated record
UUUUUUUUUUUUACUUGAAUCCCAGCGUGCAGCAAUCCAGAACAGAAUGUUCUCAUUAAUGCCACGCAGUGAUGCUUAGAAUACAUUUGAUCUGUUGCCAUCCUGCACUAAACACGCUGCAGCAGGUAAUUUGUAGGUGUUUGAUAGAAAGACAAAGUUACAUAAGAUGGAAACGCCAGAGCUGAAAAAAAAGGGACUUCCGCUUUCAAGUUGACCAAUUCAGCAGCGGGGUAUGCAUGCAAUGUGAUCUUCCAGGAGGUGACUACACAUGUUUAAGGCAAAGCAUGAAAUAAGAUGGGGCUUCCCCAGGAAAAGGGACAGCUUAAAUAGCAACCUGAAAUGUGAAUAACUGCCUUUGAUUUUUAAGGAAUAGUCUUAAUGAAGGAUGCUAAAACAACGCUGCCCGCAUCCAACACAGUAAACCUUUUGAAAAGAUCUGUAUGUGGCUUCACCUCAAACCACUGGUAACUUUUAUUAAAAGGUUUCUACAUUUGACCUUUUGCAUACUUUGGGAGGGGUGUGUAGUUUUAAGCCAAAUGUCCAGCACAGUUCUACUUUCUCUUUUGGUCUGUUCUUAGGGGAAGUGCUGAACUGAAAGUUUUAUAUUUCCAUCUAUGAUGCACAAGUGACACACAAGUUUAUGUGUCUUCACAGACCUUCAGAUAAAUUGUGCUUUGCAGAAACAAAUGAUGCAUCUUUAACUUUUUCACAUUACAGCCACAAAGUUCUGUGCGUUUCAUUGGGACAGACCAGGAAAAGUUUGGAUAAAACUUUUCCUGGUAUUCAAAUUUGUAAAAUUCUAUGAAUUCAGACCCCUUUAAUUUGAUAUCACAUAAAUUCCAGUGUAAACAAUGUAGCAUUGACCUGUUAAAAAAAAAAAAAUUAAUUCAGUAAUUUAGUUAUAUUUUUUUUAUCUACAUGUAAAACACUAACACGAACUGAACAUUACCUUGAUUCUGGAAGGAAACCUGUUCCAGCAGGACCAGAAGGACUCAGUACAAAUACAGAUCGCAUUUUUCAGAUUUUUAUUUGUAAAACUAUUUGAAAAUCAUGCAUUGUUUUCUUUCCGCCUGACAGUUAUGCAUUUGGAGGGCCGAUGUUCUGCGACUUUUUAAUGUGUUUGCUGCUUCGACACAUCUGAGUCAAUUAAUUUCAAGAUUAGCAGGACUGCUGAAGACCUGACUGCAUGCUUAGGUUUCUGAGCUGGCCAGUUAAGACAGAAGAGACCGUCUUCACUCCUAAGCUUUUGAAUUAAACGGAAGACAGUGGGUGGAUGGUGACCUUCUUCAUCUCUGUCCUUCUGUCUGUCUGCAGACAGUCAGGUGUGUCACUGGUUCCCUGAUGUUGCCAGUUUAUCCUGCAUUGUGGGAUUAGAUCUCUGUGUAAACUGACUUCAACCGUUUUUUUUAUUUUGACGUUGACAUGUAUCUUGGAAAUCCGCUGAGGUUGUGCUAAUUUCCUGUGUGUUUUGCCUGGUUUUGCUCACACUGCUCAAGCAGCUCGGCUUCAUGUUCUUGAACAUUUAAACACCUAUUUAACUUUUCACUGCCGCAUUAUUAUUAUUUUGCCACCACUAACAAGAAAACCUGUUUUCAGUGCACAACUCAAACACCAAUGAGAUUGCCACCUUCUUCUUUUUUAACACAGCAAAUCAUUUUAGUCCGUUUUAACCACAUUAUGCUCGUCUCAGGCGGCCACAUUCCUCUCUGCUUACAUUAAGUCUCAUAAAGAGGAAACCACAGUUAACUGGUAUUUCUUGGCUUCUCUUCAACUCUCGUUGGAAUAAGGAGGAAUUUGUUUGAGUCUGGUUUUGCACCAGUUGUUCAUUCUUCUUUUCAUCUCUCGGGAUUAAAUAAGGCAACUUUUUGCUGAGAUCUUGUGAAUGGUUUGUACAUUAAUCCCCCCCCCACCCUCCAGCCCCAAAAUCAGGGAAAUAAUAAUAACUGAGCAGCAGCCUCAGCAUCCUGCUUCUCUAACAGACUAGUUAUUCAUCACUGAGAGGUGAGUCAGGCAGCCUAGAAUGCAACUUUCUUAAAGCUGUUAGACAGACUGUUCAAAUUAGAUGCAUUUUAGCUUCAUUUUCAAGAAUUUGACAUUUUAUACUUGGACACCGUGUGUUGUUUGAAAAGGACAAAAAUCCGAUUUGGCGUUAAUGAACCCUGUUGUAAAUUUGAAUCUGGUGUACUUGAUAUCUGUUGCCUAAACAAUUCAUAUUGUUUGCUAUAUACCAAAAAUUAGCAGUGGAAAUGCAUCUUCAAAGGCACAACAUGAGGAAAAUAAUUCAUACCUCCACUGCUGGCUUUUCACUGCAUGUCUUCUGACUACAUGACGCCACAUUUGAACUCCCUCCUGAAAAAAAUAAAAUAAAAUCAAUGCCGGUUUUUAUAAUGAGAAAAUCAAGAGGGUUCAUUUAAGGUUUUGGAAGUAUUAAAACCAAAACCACGAUCUGUGACGUUAUAAAGCUGAGUAAGUAUCCAUGACGUUGUUUCUUCUACAUUUAUGAGGCAUCUCUGGUGUAUACCAGAUUUUCAGGCAAGCAUAACAAGAUCUGAAAUCAUUUUGUAGGAUAAUGAAUGAUAUUUUUAUAACAGUGUGGUUAUAAAAUAUCUGCAUGGGGGUUGUUUACUGGAAAUAUAAAAUGCAUCAUAAAACUGUUGAGCAGCUUGAAUGUUCUGUUCACCAACAGUAAACAUGAGUUCUUUGUGGAAGAAUAAAAUCUUAUGAAGAAAGAUUCAAUGGAAUCUUUAAUGAUGCUUAAAGGUAUUAAACAUGAUACAGUUCUUAUCCAAAUGUAUUACUGAUUAAAGUAAGAUUUAAUGCCUUGUUAGUGUCUGCUUUUAUUGUUAAAAAAUAUCUUGGUUUUCUGCUCUCAUGCAGCUGUAAAAAUAACAGCAUUUUAUUUUAUUUUAUUUUUUAAUUUUUGCUUGCAUCUGAUCGUUUCUCCCAUCUUCCUCCUUUGCCUCCCGUAGCUGUGGUCAAGGCCGAGCCUGACGCAAUGCCGGGACAAAUCCCAGAUCCCUCUGUGACAGCGGGCUCCCUGCCCAGCCUGGGCCCGCUGGCUGGGAUCUCCGCCACCACGCUGACGGACAAGCUGAGGUUUGGCGAUCUCCACGACAUCGGAACAAUGUUGUCACCCUUGCUUUUCCUGGACACUCUGGGAAAGAGGCCUGUAGUCAUCAAAACGGAGAAAGAUGAAGAGGAAGAGAGGAGGAAACGAAGGCGAGAGAAAAACAAAGUGGCUGCAGCUCGAUGUCGAAACAAAAAGAAGGAGAGAACAGACUAUCUACAAAAGGAGUCAGAACGAUUAGAGAUGCUAAACUCUGACCUUAAAGCCCAGAUUGAGGAGCUCAAACUGGAGCGCCAGCAGCUCAUCCUCAUGCUCAACCGGCACCGCCCCACAUGCAUCGUCAGGACGGACAGUGUCAAAACCCCAGAGAGCGAGGCGAACCCCCUGCUGCAGCAGCUGGAGGCCAAGUGAACAAACAGGGACUUUCCUGUCGUUUACAUUCGAGGAGAAGCAGCCAACUAACAGCACUUCUGUUCAGGCGCUGCCUCUGACACGCAGAGCGAUGCUCCGCAAAGAGCAGAUCCAGUGGGACGGAUUCAGCAGAUCAGUCUCUUCAUUUCACUUUUCAUUUAAAAAAAAAAAUCACUUCUGCAUCAGCCAGGUCUUUGUGACAUAUAACAAAGAAAAUGGAAUGCAUCUCUUGAGGAAAGUUACCUAUUAUGCAAUUAGUUGGCUGUUUGUGGCUUUAAAAUGUGGCUUUACAUUUUAUAACAUUUAAAAUGAAGAAAAUGGAAAAAAAAUCCAUUAUGCAAAAAAAAUUUGCUUCAUUUCAACUCAGUAUUUUAAUAAUUGGCUCUGAUGUCUAACUUUAUAUAUGGCAAGAGUCUGCACAAAUGUUUUUUCAACACAAUUUUAGUACGGAACAACUGAAAUCAACAGUUUUGAUGUUUAUGUGAGAAAUCUUACAUGGAUUAUCUUUGAUCUCUUAAACUAGAUUGAGGAAAAUCUACAGAAUUAAAAGAAACGUUUGAUAGAUACAAGAUAACUACUGUGAUGCAUAACUACAUGUAUGCAACCAUUACAUAUUGAUUAAAUUGCAAGUAUAUGAUAACAAAAUAGUAUUGACUAGUUAUAAAUCUGAAUACAAAAUAGCAAAAUUUUUCUGGUCCUUAUGCUUCUUUUCUAUUAGUAGAACAACCAAACCUCUUUUUUAUUGAUUUGGCGCAGGCGUCAUGUAUGCACAUAUAUAAAUAUAUAUAUAUAUAUAUAUAAAUGUAUAUAUAUAUACACACACACACACUCAGACAGUGUUUACA